Messenger RNA from Bipolaris zeicola 26-R-13, 1014 nucleotides. RefSeq lists its product as uncharacterized. Gene Ontology annotation, molecular function: structural constituent of ribosome. Bases 1 to 1014 code for a protein of 337 amino acids. The record is from RefSeq and is a predicted model, not a curated record. Gene Ontology annotation, cellular component: mitochondrial large ribosomal subunit. The transcript has 3 exons. Lineage: Eukaryota; Fungi; Ascomycota; Dothideomycetes; Pleosporales; Pleosporaceae.
AUGAACACCGGACAGCAGGCGACUAGGCGUCUGGCCUCGAGAGCCGGCCCCUCGAUAUGUCGCUCAUGUAGAGACACAAUCACCCGUACCUACGCAUCCGCCGCUGCAGCUGUACAGACCCCGGACCAAACCACUCAGCAUGUUCCCCCGGUUGCUCAAGCAUCUCCUUCAACCGCAUACGCUGUCAAUGCCGGUGUCGUCCUGUCCCGCCCCCCGCAAAUAACACGCGACCUGCAUCCAUUCGAGUCCGCCUUUUUUCUCUACCAAAAACGUCUGAAUGAACGACUCGCACUCCCCUUUACACGAUACUUCUACGUCAAGAAGCGAACCCCGGCCGAUCUAGAAUGGAAACGGAAGAUGAAGCAACGGCUGACCCCCGCCCGUGAUAUCGGACGGUACAAGGGUUACGGAGACGAGGCCUGGAAUGAUGAAUUGCUUGUUGGAGCACCUGAGAGUGAUUUCGAACAUCAGGUUGGAAAACUGCUAGAGGACGCUGAGCAGUCUGGUCUGGAAGAUGCACCAGACACCACUGGCGCAAACAAGAUGGAGCGUGAGCCUAUAGAGAGGCCAAUGCCGAGAGUGACAGAGGCAGACCAGAAAAAUGACACAAAGAGUUUGAACCGCGCGCUGCAACGGACGCUGUAUCUUCUUGUGAAGAACAAGGAGGGGCAAUGGCAGUUCCCACAAGAUCGCCUGAAGGAUGAGCAUCUACAUGGGGCCGCAAACCGUAUCAUUACCAGCACCGGUGGCGUCAACAUGAACACCUGGCUCGUCGGCCACGUGCCAAUUGGCCACUACCAACUGGAGUAUCGCGAGCCGCGACCUUCUGGAAGCCUCAAGGAGUACGGCGCAAAGACCUUCUUCAUGAAGGCGCGCAUCAUGGCUGGUCAAGUCGACCUGAAGGAGAACAAGCUCGGUCUUCAGGACUUCAAGUGGCUAGCUAAGGAGGAAUUGCAAAAGGAGGUUGACGGCAGUUACUGGCGAUCUAUCAAGAAUAUGCUUGCCGAGCGGUGA